Aphis gossypii (cotton aphid) is the source of this 2117-nucleotide messenger RNA. RefSeq lists its product as uncharacterized. The transcript is spliced from 3 exons. The coding region runs from base 209 to 691 and encodes 160 amino acids. The record is from RefSeq and is a predicted model, not a curated record. NCBI's taxonomy places the organism in Eukaryota, Metazoa, Arthropoda, Insecta, Hemiptera, Aphididae.
UAUCGUUCACAUAGCAGGCUGGCGUACUGCCGUACUAGUUCAUUAAUUCAUUUGAACAAUUGAACAUUGAACUAAUAAAGUAAUAAAAUAUUCGUACUUCGUAGAAAAUACUAUAGUUCAAUUGAACGGUUACAAUUUCAUGCUGAGUGUAUCAUUAUUUAUCAAAUCAAACAAAAUAAAUAAUUGAUACACUAGGUAACUCAUUGUGAUGGCUAAUUGGCAAGGUGCACUUGUAAAUGCUAGCCUAGAAGCAUUGACAACAUAUUUUGAUGGUUUGGAAGUUGAAUUAUCACGGUUACCAAUUGCUCUAGUACAUGGAUCUAUUGUCGGUGCAUGUUCUGUGCUUGGAGGACUUUUUGGUGGACGGUACGGACUUGCAAUUGGAGGACUCAUUGGACACCAGAUUAACAAUUAUUUGAUACCAACUAUUAGAAAUGUAGGAAACAUGUUACGAGAAUUGACUACAAAUCAACUUCAAAAUUUGUUUGAUUUACUGAUUAUCGGAAUUCAAACUACAGUUUCUAAUGUACUGGGUCAAAUAGUUAAUCGAAACAUACACCUGACAGAUCUUUUAAAUAGAUUUGGAAGAAAUACUGAAGUUCAGAUGAACAUGAUUGAAACUCUUAUCAGCUUCUUUAAUAGUAUUCAUAGUAAUUAUACUUAUACUUAUCGCCAAGUUAAUCCACAAUAAUUUAAUUUUAAUUUUAAAACAAACAAUAAUUAGGGCCGUCCCGAACAACAAUUAUUGUAAUUUGUCAAUAAUUAAAAACAAUUUGUAAUUUUUUUUAUAACACUAAUGAUUAAUGAAUGAUAGAAAUUCAAUAUAUAUAUAUUUUAAUAAUAAAUGUAAAUGUUUGUAUUACAUGAAAUAAUUACAGUUUAUUGUUAACCAAUUAUGAAACAUUUAAUACCAUUACCUUAUACCUGUUUAUCACUUUUUAAUAUGUUCGAUAAAUUUAUUUUUUCAUUUAUGUAUUUGGGACUGUUUAUGUAAUUCUAAGCUAUCAAAUAAAUAACAAUACAUAUUAAUUUACUACUGUACUUACAUAGUUACAUAUUUAAAAAAAAAAUAUUUUUAAUUGUAUAAUUUGUAUAGAAAUAUAAUAUAGUUUUACUUACUAUCUUUUUUUAUAGUAUAGUAUCACAGUUCAUACAUUUUCUUCAUGUUCAAUGAUCAUUUAAAAGUAAUAUGUUUGACUUACGACUGAGGUUCUAAAAAUUUAAUCAGCAAGUUGUAAUUUAAUUAUUAUAUAAUAAUUUGUAUCAACUAUUGCAAUCAUAAGAAUUCACACUUUUAUUAAAAAUUUAAAUUAUUGUAUCAUUACAUAGUACAUAUUAUGAGGUUAUGGCAAUGUAUCUCACAGGAUACAUCUUAUAACUUUAAAAGUUUAAGUCCUAACAUUUUAAUUUUUAAUUUUUUGAGUUCAGGGGCCUCAAAAUAUAAAGAAUAACCAAACUUCAUAAUUUUCACACCAAUAAUGUACACUUGCCAAGUUAAGGGUUAUUGUUUUACAAUAUAGCCAACUGUAAUUUAUUAUAGUAUAUUAUAAUAUAUUUCAACUAUAUGAAAAUAAAUUACUUUAAUUUCAAUACCACAAAACAUGAUUAUAGGUAUAUUUAUAAAUGUUAUAACAAUAUGGGCUAUGAUACAUUAUUGUCUCCGCUCCAAAUCGUUUCUCAUAGUAUAUUAUGCAAUAAUGAUAUAAGGGGGGGAUAGGUGGAUUAUGUCUCCCUCCUCGGGCUCUUCCUUGAUCAUAUUUUACGUUUUAACCUCAGAUAGUAACUAUAUUAAAUUAGUCUAUGGGUUUUUCUGCUGUCUAUGAACUGUGAUUAGAAUAUGCGAUGAACACACUGAUUAACUUGGUAGGUAAAGAAAUCAAUGCAUACACAGUCGUCCAGGGGCGGAUAGGGCUAUUUUAUGUAAGGUUAGGUAACCAGGAAUUAUACCAAUUGAUAACAAAAUAAUUCUAACUAAUAUUCCUUAGGAAUUUAAAGUGAUGAUACCAACAAAACGACGUUAAGAUUUAUAAAUUAUAAUAUAUAUUAAGACCAUUUGUAAUUAUAAAAAUAUUUGGAAAAAGUAUUACAAAUUAAUUAUAUUUUAAAAUAAAAUUUUA